This is a messenger RNA of Liolophura sinensis, 1302 nucleotides long. Its product is annotated as 1,25-dihydroxyvitamin D(3) 24-hydroxylase, mitochondrial-like. The record is from RefSeq and is a predicted model, not a curated record. The transcript is spliced from 11 exons. NCBI's taxonomy places the organism in Eukaryota, Metazoa, Mollusca, Polyplacophora, Chitonida, Chitonidae. The coding region runs from base 1 to 1302 and encodes 433 amino acids. Gene Ontology annotation, molecular function: heme binding; iron ion binding; oxidoreductase activity, acting on paired donors, with incorporation or reduction of molecular oxygen.
AUGCGUUAUAAAUGUCUACAGAAACAGCACAUCUAUAGUCAAAAGGCACUUCCGAUAAAGGGCUGUAUAUCCAUCAAGAGACUACAGCUUGCUGAAACGAGAUCGGGCGGGGACAUCGGUCAAACCGAUGUUACUUCUCUCGGGCAACUGCCGAGAUACAUGUUCGAUGAUGUUUUGCGCAAGCCGACUUCCAUCCCUCAACCAUUCAAGCUUCCGCUUCUGGGAAAUGUACGAGAUUUCAUAGGAAGUUUUGGUUCUGCAGCUCAUACCUUUCUUCAAAAGCGAGCCAGACAAAUGGGAGAAAUUUAUCAGUUCCAGGCCCUCGGGGAGAAAAUGGUGUUCCUUUUCAAUUACAAGGACGUGGACGCUGUGCGAAAAGCGGAAGGAAAUUGUCCAGAGCAUAUUGAAUUCAGACACCUGAAGAAAUACCGAGAAGAAAGGGGACUGCCAUUAGGAGUUCUUAUAAGCAAGGGCCAGGAAUGGCGCAAGCAGAGACGGAUACUGGCGGAGCCGAUGUUAAAACCUGAAUCUGUGUCCAAGUACUUCACCGGUCUUCACGAGGUAGCGCGAGAUGCCGUCAGUCAUCACGUGACAAGAACGAGAGCGGGUAGACGCCUGGACAUAGAGCGGUUAACAGGGAAAUAUGCGCUUGAAGCUAGUCAUCAUGUAGAUAACCAGAUAGAACGAUGGAAGGCGGAAGGCUAUAUACCAGAAGACUGCAUUCUGGGAAUGCUGUACAAGUCAAACAGGAUGUCACGUGAUGAGCUGCACGUGAACAUCGCUGAUCUUCUGCUGGCUGCCAUUGAUACGACGUCGAGCGCAAUUUUGUGGGCAUUGCACGAGCUUUCACAGCAUCCGCAGGUUGAAGAUGAAAUCCUAAGAGAGUUUGACCACAAACAAGGGACACAACCUCUGACGUACAAAGAUUUACACAAUCUGGAAUAUCUCCGCGCAGUACUUAAGGAAACCCUGAGACUCCAUCCAGUUGCCUUCUUCAGUAGCCGCAUAACAGAACAUGACGUCACAAUACAGGGAUACGACAUUCCAAGAAAGACCCAUCUGGCAUGUUCGAUGUACGUCAUGGGAAGAGACGAGACAUUAUUCCCUGAACCAGAUCGCUUUAAACCAGACAGAUGGCUGGGAGGUCGAAACCUAAUAGGAGGCUUUUUUACAAAAGUCCCAUUCGGAUCCGGAGUUCGCAUGUGUUUAGGUCGGAGAAUUGCGGAAACAGAAAUUUUGCUCUUUCUGCUGGAGAUGUGUAAAGCGUACAGAAUAGAGGCAGAGUCAAAACACUCCUAUUGA